Molecule: messenger RNA, 3132 nt
Organism: Coregonus clupeaformis (lake whitefish)
Lineage: Eukaryota; Metazoa; Chordata; Actinopteri; Salmoniformes; Salmonidae
Gene: carf
Product: calcium responsive transcription factor
Exons: 15
Coding region: 103-2541 (812 amino acids)
Biological process (GO): regulation of transcription by RNA polymerase II
Cellular component (GO): nucleus
Molecular function (GO): DNA-binding transcription factor activity, RNA polymerase II-specific; RNA polymerase II cis-regulatory region sequence-specific DNA binding
Source: RefSeq, a predicted model, not a curated record
CUUCAUACCGGAUUAAUAGAACAAUCGCGUUUGUUGGUCGAGAACGAGGCGAGCAGAAGUCUGGGUGAAGACGAGCUAGUUAGCUGACUGUCUGCUCGGGAGAUGGAGGAGCAGGAGAGAGCUAUGGAAGAUGAUGCUUUGGAUUCAAAGCCUCCACUGACCACUGAAGAGGAUGAGCCCAAACACACAGACCUCCAUGGGUCUCAUAUCACUGAAACACAACAGGAGCCCAGUGAACCUGCACCUGAAGACAAUGAGACAAAGCGACAGUCCUCAGAGCUGCUUGUUAUCAACAGCCUAGCACCUCCAGACAGCUGGGAAACAGUCCACACUGAUACCAGACCUGAGGAACUGACAAAGACAGAAACGCUCAUACUGUCACAGACAGAGAAUCAGGCCGCGAUGCAGACACAGGACCAGACACAGACAUUAUCACAGACAGAAAAUCAGGCAGCGAUGCAAACACAGGACGAGACACAGACAGAGAAUCAGGCAGCGAUGCAGACACAGGACCAGACACAGACAUUAUCACAGACAGAGAAUCAGGCAGCGAUGCAGACACAGGACCAGACACAGACAUUAUCACAGACAGAGAAUCAGGCAGCGAUGCAGACACAGGACGAGACACAGACAGAUGAGUUCAUCAUACUCGAUCAGAACGGACAGCCCCUGCAGUGUGAACGCAUGGUGCUAGUGAGCGGUCAGUCGGACAACGGAGAGAUGUAUGUUAUCCCCUCUACUCAGCUAGGAGGGGCUCAAGUGUUACUGCCCAGGGGACAACUGCUGGACAUCAUAGACCCUACAGGCUCCUGUGGGGAGAAUACUGCUGAUGAGGAAGAGCUUCACACCAUCACGUUAACAGCUGUUACUGAUGACAGCAGCAGUUUGACCACAGUAACAUCGGCUGCAGCUAAGACCUCGGCACAGAGCUCUCAGGACUGUUUCACCUCUCCUCUGAAACCUCUCCCAUCCAACGCCCCCAACUGGGCCCAGAGGCUUCAUAACGCUGAGAAGAUCGGGGACUCCUACCGUGGCUACUGUAACACAGACACGGAGCUGGAGGCCAUUCUCCUGCUCCACAAGCAGCAGACCAACAGUGUGUUUGGGACGCGCCAGUCCCCCUCCCCUGCCAAGCCUGCCAGCCGUCUGAUGUGGAAGUCACAAUACGUACCCUACGAUGGCAUCCCUUUUGUCAAUGCAGGCAGCAGAGCUGUAGUGAUGGAGUGUCAGUAUGGCCCAAGGAGGAAAGGCCUCCAGCCCAAGAAGACUGCCGAGCAGACCAUCAGGCAGAACGCUGAUUACAAAGCCACAUGUCCUGCCAGGAUCUAUAUCAAGAAGGUGUGUAAGUUUCCGCAGUACCGGGUGCCGACGGACCCGAACGUAGACAAGAGGGUUGUUCGGCAAGAGCAGGAGAAGGCCUUUUUCAACCUCCGGAAGACCCUGUGGGAUGUGGGCGGAGUCCUGAGGUACUACAUGCAGCUUCCCACCCAGAAAGCUCACCUCUACCAUGACAUGGAGGCUCUCCUCCCACCUCCUCCUCCAGACCUCCUCUUCCUCCCCAUGGAGGAGGUGGAGGAGGAGGAGGAGGAGGAGGAGGAGGAGGAGAGGGGAUGUGUCUGUGAUGGAGGUGUGGAGGAUGGUGGAACCAUGCCAUCUCGCCUCCACCCCAGGGUGGCAGAGAAAAUCAGGGAGUUGGUGGAUCAGGGAUAUCAUCAGGUGUACCAGGUCCGCAAACAGCUCAGGCGGUUUGUGGAGCGGGAGAUGUUUAAAUCAGAGGAGGUCCCAGAGAGACAUAACCUCUGCUACUUCCCCACCGUCAAUGACAUAAAGAACCACAUCCAUGAGGCCCAGAAGACCUUGCAGCAGGCUGGGGUCAUCACUGACGUAACACAGCUCUUUCAGCUAAAACUUGUUGUUCUCCAUUUGUCACGCCUGAUGUUCGCUGCCUCACCUCAGUGGACUGAAGUGGACCCAAUGACUGAGACUGUGACUCUGACCCUCACACCAGCCCCUGCUAAAGGUGCCCUCCAGAGAGUAGCAGUGUUGGAGGGGAGCGACACGUUAUCGCCUGAGGCCGUACAACUCUUCAGCUCUCUGACGUCCCUGCAGCCCAAGAUCUUUGCCCAGCUACAGGGCAUCCAGCUCCAACCAGGCCUGUGUUCUUUCGAUGGAGGUCUGUCUCAGUUGUCUAAAGUCACAGACUCCCUGGAGCUGCCCAGCACCUCACCCCCUCAGUUCCUCCAGUCCAGCCCUUCCCAGGGGGAAGCUAUGGCCCUGGCUGACCCCUCAGUGGUUCUGGGCAUGGGUCAGGUGGUCGUGGUGUCAUCGUUAGGGGACGGCCAGGUGGUCAGCGUGUCAUCGUUAGGGGACGGACAGGUGGUCAGCGUGUCAUCUCUAGGGGACGGGAGUGUGGGGACACACCAGAUACUGUUGGAGGACGGACAGACCAUCCCUGUCCAGAUAGUUUCCCCUGCUACUAUUGCCCUGACCAGUCCAGAGGAGGUCAAGGAGGAGGAGGUCACUGUCAACCCUGUAGAUUGACACCCGACUGGGGUGUGCCGUACACCAGGGUGUAUUUAAGCCCUCACAGGGGCGCGUUACAUCUAUACUAUAUACUAACUGUGAGAGGGGUUGGUUUCACCUCAGGACUGUCAUGUUUAUUGAUCACGUUUAUUGGACAAUUGACUGAAAAUGCAAUUAAUGCAGUGUUUUCUGCAUGUUAUGUUUUUUGAUAUCAUCAUGAGGAACUUAUUUGCCAUCUCGCUUUAAAAUCAUGGAAUCCAACGAAUCUUGUAUAAUUAUUAAUUUAAAAAUGACAACUACAAGAGCCGUGGGUGUAAAAAGUUGAUAUCAUGUGUAUAUAUUAGUGCAAAGGCAAUGUAGUCUUUUUAAUAGUGUUUCUAACCCUGUUGCAUAGUCUUCUGAGAUGAUGAUGUAAUUGUACUUCAGUGGGCUACCACUCGACUCAUUAAAGCUGAUAAAGCUUUAUUUUAUUUGUUUAAGUUAAUUCAUUCCUUAAUACAAUUGUUUUAAGUUGUUUACGGACUAUUCUAUCCAUUUGCCAAUAAAGAUCCAUCCAUUAUUGUUCUCAACUGGCCUACCUGGUUAAAUAAAGGUGAAAUAAAAAAUUAA